Molecule: messenger RNA, 459 nt
Organism: Bactrocera tryoni
Lineage: Eukaryota; Metazoa; Arthropoda; Insecta; Diptera; Tephritidae
Exons: 3
Coding region: 1-459 (152 amino acids)
Source: RefSeq, a predicted model, not a curated record
AUGUUCCGACAGGUAAUGGUGGAUUCCAGGCAUCGAAAAUGGCAACAGAUCCUUUGGAGGAAGUGCCCUAAUGAACUCUUGCGUACCUAUCAACUUAACACAGUGACGUACGAUAUGGCAAGCAGUCCUUUUAAUGCUAUUAGGUCAUUGAGACAGUGUGAAUACGAUAAUUCGAAAGUGAUCGCUGACGUCAGCCGGGCAGCCGCCGCACGUGACAGCAUCCAUCAUAGCUUUUAUGUUGAUGAUUAUUUGGAAAGUGUCCACACGACAGAACUGGCCAUCAACCGUAAAUUUGAGUUAGAUAAAUGGAAUUCCAACUGCGUUCAAACUAUGGAAGGAAUCAGUGGCUCUAAGGCGUCAGCAUCGGAGAGAAAUUAUAGCGAUUCCAGCACAACGGUAUUGGGCCUUCACUGGAAUCCUAUUUCUGAUACGUUAUUCUUCAAGGUAAAGGAAUGCUAA